Messenger RNA from Vairimorpha ceranae, 356 nucleotides. Its product is annotated as choline ethanolamine kinase. Gene Ontology annotation, molecular function: ethanolamine kinase activity. The transcript has a single exon. Gene Ontology annotation, cellular component: cytoplasm. The record is from RefSeq and is a predicted model, not a curated record. The annotation marks the transcript as partial. Gene Ontology annotation, biological process: phosphatidylethanolamine biosynthetic process. Lineage: Eukaryota; Fungi; Microsporidia; Nosematidae.
UUGAAUACUGUUCUAUAGGAAAUAAUUUAGUAGAUAUUGCGAAUUUAUUUUGUGAGACAGAAAUAGACUACGAGAAGAAUGUCUACAUUAAAGGUUCGGGAUACACAGAGGAAGAUAGAAUUCUUUUUUUAAGGAAAUAUUUUAAUAAAAAUGAUGUAAAAUGUGAAUUACAAAAAAUUAAUAAUCUAGAAGUAGUCGGUCACUUUUUAUGGUUUGUAUGGUGUGUUUAUAUUAUAAAAUCUAACAAUAAUUCAGAGUUUGACUAUAAAAAGUAUAGUUUAUCUAGAUUACAAUAUCUUAACAAUAUAUUUACAUCUGAUGAGUUAAAAAUAUUAUUAUCAUAUUUAAAUUGUUAA